GUAUAUAGGCAACACUAUACGUGGCAUUAAAAAACCCCAUAUGAAAAAAUAAAGUGUCAUCCAGUAAAAUCUCUGGAAGUACUUCAGCCUUUGGAGUGCUUCCUGGCAGCAGCACGUUACCAAGACUUUUUUAAAAAAAACCCUUAUGCAGUUCUUUUCGCAAUGUCUUGGUGCGUAGAUAUCAUGAGCUUUUUACAAGGAAGAAGGUUUGUUUUAACAGGGCCCGUCUAACAGUUUAAUUUUUGAAGUCAGCUAAUUUCCAGCAUGGAACAGCGUUGCUUUUCCUUUCCGUCUAGUCUGCUGGAGCAGUCCCACCCCGGACUCCUCCUUCUCCCACCUUUGCCCUACAUCCCUCCCCGGGUCAUCUAAUUCCCCAAGUCAUCCGCUUUCUCUUUGUGUGUGAUGUCAGUGCGGGCUCUGGUUUCGGUAACCCUUUGUGGGCAAGCCCAUGUCAUCACGCGGCAGAGGGGAUGGCUGAUAAAUUGCCCCGCUUCGGACAGGCUCACUAACUCCCUCUUCCCCAGCACAAGGCAGCCAGUGGGCCGGUAACAGCGUGCCACACUAGCGGCGUCCUAGGGAGCCUAAUUCAGGCUGGUCUCGGUGGAGCGGAGUCUGAGCGGAGCGCUCCCCUCCCCUACGCUGGGCUCUGGUAGCUGCCGGAUGUAUCAGAGGCCCUGGGAGCCGGGCUGGUUGGGUGCAAACCCUUUGAGUGCCCACCGCGUGGGGAGCUGGCGGCGCGCGUGAUAACGGGAACUAGCUACCGAGAAGCUGCUGUGAUCGGCCUUUGUUCCCGGGCAGCGCCGGCUCCUUCUCCCGCCUGGGUACGUGUGUGGCUUGUCUGGCCGAGCAGCUAAUGCUAGCGGAGGAGCCCGCGGCGGCAGUAGGUGAGCUCACCCCGCACUCCGCCCCCACUCCGUCCAGCCUUCCACAGGCAGCGACGGUUUUGCUGCCCUCGUCUUGCUUUUUGGGGGGGCAGCGCGGGAUUAUGUAUCAAAGCCCUGCUAGGUCCCUGUGUUCGGCCCUCUCCACGCUGUGCUGCGCCCCGUGCACCGCCGCCUCCUCGCCCCUGCUGCUGCUCCGAUCUCCUGUUCCGGUGAAGAGAGCCGUUUCCCCGCCUGCCCUCCUUGGCUCUUCCUCCUCUGCCGCGCCUCGCUGUGGUUGCUGUCACCAAGGGGCCUCGGCCGGCCGGGGUUCUGCUGCAGCUGUAGGUCCAGGUGUUGCGAGUUCCAGAGCAGCGUGUUCCAUGGGAAACAGUACAAGCCGGUUAUAUAGUGCUCUUGCUAAGUCACUGAACAGCAAUGCUGCCUCCCAGCAUCAGGAGUACUUGGAACAGCCUGAUUCGGAACAGCUGGAUCCCAUAGAUCCUAAAGAUCUGCUUCAAGAAUGCCAGGCAGUUCUUCAAAAACGCCCUCCCCGAUUCCAGAGAGACUUUGUGGAGCUGAAGACAGAUUCUACCAGCAGCCAUCAUCCGAUUAGAGUCAUGCAGUGGAACAUUCUUGCGCAAGCUCUUGGAGAAGGCAAGGAUAGCUUCAUUCAGUGUCCCAUGGAAGCUCUCAAGUGGGAAGAAAGGAAAUGCCUCAUUCUGGAAGAAAUCCUUGCAUACCAACCAGACAUUUUGUGCUUGCAAGAAGUGGACCACUAUUUUGACACCUUUCAACCACUCCUUAGCCGGCUAGGCUACCAGUGUACUUUCUUCCCUAAGCCAUGGUCCCCCUGCUUAGAUGUGGAACAUAAUAAUGGGCCAGAUGGCUGUGCCUUGUUUUUUCUCAAGGACCGCUUUACAUUGGUCAAAAGUGUUAAUAUCCGCUUAACUGCAAUGAAGCUAAAAACCAACCAAGUGGCCAUAGCUCAGACACUGAGAUGCAGUGAAACUGGGAAGCUGUUCUGUAUUGCAGUCACUCAUCUGAAAGCCCGUACUGGUUGGGAGAGAUUUCGAUCAGCACAAGGCUGCGAUCUUCUACAGAACCUAAAAAAUAUUACUCAAGGAGCAGAGAUCCCUCUAAUAAUCUGUGGAGACUUCAAUGCAGAGCCCACUGAAGAAGUUUACAAGGAAUUCUCUAAUUCCAGUCUCAACCUGAACAGCGCUUACAAGCUGCUGAGUACAGAUGGGCAGUCAGAGCCUCCUUACACUACAUGGAAGAUCCGGCCCUCUGGAGAGUGCAGGCACACACUGGAUUAUAUCUGGUAUUCCCAGCAUGCCUUAAAUGUUAACUCUGCGCUUGGCUUGCUGACUGAAGAACAAAUUGGACCUAACAGGCUGCCAUCCUUCAAUUACCCUUCAGACCACCUGUCUUUGGUGUGUGACUUCAGUUUUAAUCAAGACCCUGAUAGGCUUUUAUAACUGGUUUGAACUCCAUAUGGUAUUGCAGUGACUUAACUCAUCAUUUUUAAAGAAACUUUUGAUGAGGUUAGAAUUUAAAGAUGGGGGAUAUGGAUGACGAUGUAUUUGCAGGCAUAUACUUGGAAAUAAUUUUGCCAUUCAAACCUUAUAAUUUGAAACCUCCAAAGGAGGAAAAAGGAGUUGACUGCCAGUUUUUUAGUUGUGAUGGUUUUGUUCACUGUGGGCUUUCCCACAUUUUAGUUUGACAGUUAAAGGGGAAACUGCAUUCUUUCUCCUGUGAACAAACAAAAUUAGCAUGCUGUCAGGGCAAGUUGUUUUUAUGUUUCCAUU
Molecule: messenger RNA, 2671 nt
Organism: Pelodiscus sinensis (Chinese soft-shelled turtle)
Lineage: Eukaryota; Metazoa; Chordata; Testudines; Trionychidae
Gene: NOCT
Product: nocturnin
Biological process (GO): circadian rhythm
Molecular function (GO): poly(A)-specific ribonuclease activity
Source: RefSeq, a predicted model, not a curated record